AUGACGACUGACGAUUCGGAAUACAUUCUCGCCGCAUUGGAGAGCUGCAAUGAAGGCGGACAUGUGGUGUUCCCGGCUGGUGUCACCUAUGUCGUUGGAACGGCACUCGAUCUUACAUUCCUGAAACACAUCGAUAUCGAUAUCCAAGCCUAUAUCCAAUUCACCAAUGAUACGGAUUACUGGCGGGCCAACGCUUUCGACCAGACUUUCCAGAAUGCGACGACGUUCUUCCAGCUCGGAGGCGAGGAUGUGAAUGUCUACGGUGGAGGCAUGUUGGACGGGAAUGGACAGGUGUGGUACGAUUUGUAUGCCGAGGACAUUAGCAUUCUGCGGCCGGUCUUGUUGGGCACGAUUGGAUUGCAGGGUGGGAUGGUGGCGGAUCUGAAUUUGAGGUAUUCGCCGCAGUGGUACAACUUGGUGGCGAAUAGUUCCGAUGUGGUCUUUGAUGGGAUUACGAUUAAUGGGUAUAGUCAGAGUGAGAAUGUGGCGAAAAAUACGGAUGGGUGGGAUACGUACCGGAGCGAGAAUGUGAGUGUCCCGUUGGCUGGGGAGGGAAUGGAUGCUGAUGUUGCCCAGGUGGUGAUCCAGAACUCGAUCAUUAAUAAUGGGGACGACUGCGUGAGUUUCAAGCCGAAUAGCACGGAAGUUCUGGUGCAGAAUCUGCACUGCAACGGAUCGCACGGGAUCAGUGUGGGUUCCCUUGGCCAGUAUGUUGGGGAGGUAGAUAUUGUGGAAAACCUGUUGGUGAGUAUCCGAACCCGUCUCGCACGAGCCGGAGAUGCUGAUGAGUUGCAGAUCUACAACAUCUCCAUGUUCAAUGCCUCGGACGGUGCGCGCAUCAAAGUCUGGCCCGGCUCUCCCGCCGAGCUCUCCGGCGACCUCCAAGGCGGUGGCGGUACCGGCCGCGUCAAGAACGUGACCUACCAAGACAUGACCGUCACCGACGUCGACUAUGCCAUUGAGAUCACCCAAUGCUACGGCCAAACGAACUUGACGCUCUGCAAUGAGUAUCCAUCUAAUCUGACCAUCAGCGAUAUCUUCAUCAGGAAUGUUUGGGGCACGACGAGCAGCAAAGUCGAACCGAUUUCAGGAUAUGUGGUUUGCAGUAGCCCCAGCGUGUGCUCGAACAUUACUCUCAGCGAUAUUACGGUAAUGGCGCCGGAUGGUACAGAGAACGAGUUUACGUGUGGAAAGGUAGACGAGAGUCUGUUGCAGGGGAUUAAUUGCACGAGUACGGACAAGGGAAGCAACUGA
This is a messenger RNA of Lecanosticta acicola, 1254 nucleotides long. The record is from the annotation of a GenBank genome assembly. NCBI's taxonomy places the organism in Eukaryota, Fungi, Ascomycota, Dothideomycetes, Mycosphaerellales, Mycosphaerellaceae.